UUAAUUAUAUCGCUUGAUAAAUCGUUUGAUUUUUUUUGUUGUAAUCGAUUUUAUAAAUUUAUUACAAGAACUUAUAAAAAAUAAUAUUUUUAAAAGAUCACCUACGGUGAAUCACUCAAACAAUAUAUCUUGUUUAUUAUUUAACAAAUAUUAACAAUUAUAUUAUUUCAUUGAUAUCUUUCAAACGACAUCUUUCCCUUUUCCGUUUACAAUGGCGGGUAAAGCCCUUACGAUUGUAAGCCAACGGCAUUGUAUUUAUACAAGUGUAAAAUAAGUAGAAAAAUAUGUUAGUACUUUAGCAAUCGUAAAACUAACAAUAUAAGAAAAGAGACAUUAAACGUUUAUAAUAAAUAUUAAUUCAGUAUGAAAGUAGGAGUACAUUCGUUAACACAUAACCCUACAGCAGCUUGGCGGGAGCUGUCACAGGAACAAAAAGUUAUUAAAAUUAAUGCCAAAGUUCCGACAAGCGAUGCUCCUAAUGAUAAGCUACGUGUAGUUUGUAUGAGUGAUACGCAUUCUCUUACGCCAUUUAUACAAUUUGAUAUACCUAAUGGUGAUAUCUUUAUUCAUGCUGGAGAUUUUACAAAAUGUGGUAGUUUACAAGAAGUUAUAGAAUUUAAUAGUUGGAUCGGAAAUUUGCCACAUAAACAUAAAAUAGUUAUAGCUGGAAAUCAUGAACUCAGUUUUGAUCCAACAUUCACACAUCCUUUUACUAUGCAAACUUCUGGGGACCGUCAUAAACAUACAGGGACUAGCAUUCUCGAUGGUAUACCCACGUUGGGAAUGUCAAAAGAUACUCUUGCAGAAGCUAUUAGGACAUCUAAUAUUAAAGAUUAUUUAAAAAAUUGUAUCUAUUUAGAAGAUUCUGAAAUAACUCUAUAUGGAAUUAAAAUAUAUGGUACACCGUGGCAACCAGAGUUUUGUAAAUGGGCUUUCAAUGUGCCACGCGGAGAACCUUGUCUUUCUAAAUGGGACAUGAUACCACCUGAUACAGAUAUACUUGUAACACAUACACCUCCUGUAGGUCAUGGAGAUUUAUGUUGUAGUGGAGUACGAGCAGGAUGCGUAGAAUUGCUUUCUACGGUACAGAAUCGCGUGAAACCAAAAUAUCACGUGUUCGGUCAUAUUCACGAAGGAUAUGGUAUUUCUUCUGAUGGAAAAGUCAUUUAUAUAAAUGCAUCUACAUGCGAUAUUAAUUAUUUACCAACUAAUCCACCAAUAGUAUUUGACAUAACAUUACCUUCUGGAUUUGUGAAGGAAUAAAUUAAUGAUUAAUGAUACUUUUAAUUAGAACUUAACGAAAUUUGAAUUUUUUUUGGUUUUGAUAUGAGAGAUUCAAGGAUUUAAUAUUUUUUGUGUAUAUAUAUAU
Vespa velutina is the source of this 1369-nucleotide messenger RNA. RefSeq names its product metallophosphoesterase MPPED2. The coding region runs from base 364 to 1263 and encodes 299 amino acids. The transcript has 5 exons. The record is from RefSeq and is a predicted model, not a curated record. NCBI's taxonomy places the organism in Eukaryota, Metazoa, Arthropoda, Insecta, Hymenoptera, Vespidae. Gene Ontology annotation, molecular function: hydrolase activity.